This is a messenger RNA of Physella acuta, 1873 nucleotides long. RefSeq names its product putative nuclear hormone receptor HR3. NCBI's taxonomy places the organism in Eukaryota, Metazoa, Mollusca, Gastropoda, Physidae. Gene Ontology annotation, biological process: regulation of transcription by RNA polymerase II. Gene Ontology annotation, cellular component: nucleus. The record is from RefSeq and is a predicted model, not a curated record. Gene Ontology annotation, molecular function: zinc ion binding; RNA polymerase II cis-regulatory region sequence-specific DNA binding; nuclear receptor activity.
GGAUGGGGGGCUCCACGGGGAAUUUCUCGGAUGUGUACCACAGCUGGAUAGAUGACUUGUACGAAGAUGGGGCAUCGUACAUCCCGCCCGUGUCUCAGGCCGUGUCGGGUGAAUCAGUGAUGACCAUCAUCAGAGAGGAUCCUGCGUCCAGCACACCACACCCUGUUCCCUACUCCCCGAGCAAUAGCGAGGGGCGGUUGUCCAUUGGAACAGAUGACGCUAAUUUGCCUCAUUCUGUCCAGUACUCGCCAACAGAGGAAACAUCCCUACAGUUCUCGCCUCCAGUACCGAGCACUGGCGAGACCCGAGUGUCAAAUACACGUGCUCAAAUAGAAGUGAUCCCUUGUAAAGUGUGUGGGGACAAAUCCUCAGGUGUUCACUAUGGGGUUAUAACAUGUGAGGGCUGCAAGGGUUUUUUCCGCCGGAGUCAGUCAGGUCCAGUGAACUACCAAUGUCCAAGGAACAAAAACUGUGUGAUAGACAGGGUCAACAGGAACCGCUGCCAGUAUUGCAGGCUGCAGAAGUGUAUGGCCUUGGGGAUGUCCAGGGAUGCUGUCAAGUUUGGUCGCAUGUCAAAGAAACAAAGAGAGAGGGUGGAGGAUGAGGCCAAUAUGGUCAAACAGAGCAGAUUAAAUGGGACGAUCCUACCAGGACAAUUCAACAGCUACCAGCCCAAUGGCUACAACAACUUUCCACAACAGCAAUUACCACAACAGCAGCAGCAGCAACAACAACAGCAGCAGCCCCAACAGCAACAACCACAGACAGAGUUCAUCAGCGAGGGCCAGAUCUACUCACCCACAUCCAAUAUACCAACAGCACCUCAUCCUGUCCUGCUCACACGGGCCAUCGAUGUCAACCCAGUAAAUUUGGGUAAAGCCAUAACAGAAGCUCAUUUGCGGACAUGCUUGUACAGUAACGAACAGAUUGACCACUUAAAACACCAGCACCUGCCACAGGAGCAGGUUGACCUGUACAAGAGACUGACACAUCGCCAGCUGUGGGUUGAGAUAGCGGAGAAGAUAACAUUAGCCGUGCAGCAGAUCAUAGAGUUUGCCAAGAUGAUCCCUGGCUUCAUGGACCUGUCCCAGGAUGAUCAGAUCAUGCUGCUUAAAGCAGGGAGUUUUGAGCUAGCCUUGAUGCAGCUGUGUCGUGUGUUUGAUGCUGAAACCAAUAGAGUUGUUUUUGGGAACAUGUUCCUGCCAUUAGAAGCAUUUGCCACCUUAACUGAUGAAGAGUUCCAUCUGAUGACGGCCAUCUUUGAAUUUGUUAAAAACAUCCAGUUACUUAACAUCACAGAGAGUGAAAUGGCCAUGUUAAGUGCCCUCAUCCUCAUUAGUUCAGAUCGCCCAGGCGUGAAAGAAGUGAGUGAAAUUCAACAGUUACACGACCGCAUCCUGACGGCGCUCAAGCUUGAGAUGGGGGUCAACCACGCCGGGGACGAGCACAUCCUCAAGAGAUUCGUCGAGCAGGCCGGGGUCCUGAGGUCACUCAGCGCCAGGCACAUCCGCGUCCUCAACGCCUUCAAGGAGGAGGCGCCGGAUAUUGAUUUUCCAGCACUCCACAAGGAGCUGUUCUCUAUAGAAACUGAGGCUGUUGUGUCAAACAUGUAAACAAACACUGGGAAUGGUGUUUGAUCAUGAACCACACCCCCAACUGUGUUUGUUUGGAGACAGGAAGUUACCCUUGUGGUGAUAACAACAGUGAACUGUCACCAUGGUAACGUGGGACUGUCGCCGUGGUAACGACAUUACAGAGAUGCUUAUGGACAUGAGGACAUAAAAGUAUUUUUACAAGAUAUUCAUUCAUACAAUACAAUGUGGCAGCUGUUUUUCUUUCAUCUUUCAAGGUGUGUUUGAAGAGUGUUUCGUUU